GAUCAUGGAGGAGGUCUGGUGUCUGGGAUGUGGGGAGUGUUUGGAAAGGAGGACUGCAUCAGAUAGUGGGCAAACACUACUGGUAGCUUAAAAACAUACCCACACACACACACACACACACACACGUCUCCCAAGGGCUUCAGUGAGAACGAGGUAUAGCCCUGUCUCUGCUGUGUGUAGCUUCUGAUCAAACAGAGUUGCGAGUCUCGUCCUCUGGCUCCAUGGCUGCCCUGUUCUGCGGCGUGCUGGUGCUGCUGUGUGGCCUUGACUCUGCAUGGGCCACAUUAGUCACCGAUAUGGACUAUGGUGGCAUUCCUCUGUGGAUUAACCGCCUGCUGGGCGAGCCCAGCGUUUUAAGUCUGCAGGGAAGGAUUGACCCGGCCUGGUUUCGAGCUAACAAUGACCAGGCCUGUCCUGAGCAGUGUGACUGUCCCAUCCACUGGCCGACGUCGCUCUACUGUGACAGCAGAGGCCUUGAAAGCCUCCCCCAGGGCCUGCCGCAAGCAACCCAGUACUUGUUUUUACAGGGCAACAAGAUCUCAUCCCUGUCCUACCCCGUCCUGGCUAACAUCACGGGGCUACGCUGGCUAAUCAUCGACAACAACCAGCUGGAGAGCAACGAACUGGAGCUGGCCUCUCUGCAGAACCAGACUCAGCUGCGCUACUUUUUUGCGAACCGCAACAACCUGAUGUGGGUGCCUGGCGUCUUACCGGCCGGACUCAAACAGCUGCGGCUGGCCUACAACCGAAUCAGCAGCAUCAGCCCCGGAGCUUUCCAGAACCUGCAGGACCUGACGCUUCUGUUGCUGCAGGGAAACAGGCUGCAGACCAUCACAGAGGGCGACCUCAAAGGUCUCGUCAGGCUGAAUCUGUUGGACAUCAGUGGGAAUUUGUUCUCAGCCGUCCCCAGCCAUUUACCUCCCUCUGUCCAGCAGCUUUAUUUGUCCUACAACAACUUCUCUGCGCUGGACGAGGACAGUUUUGAGGGUUUCCUCAACCUGAAGCACCUGCGCCUCAGCCACUGCGGCCUGCAGAGCAGCAGCGUCCACCCGCAGGCCUUUAACCACUCCAGUCUGGUGGAGGUGGACCUCUCUUACAACAAGCUGACCACCACCCCCACGGUUCCAACGACCCUGCAGUACCUCUACCUGGAGGCCAAUAGCAUUCAAGAGUUCAACGUGAGGAGCUUCUGCAGAGAGGUGGGGCCUCUGUCCUACUCCAGGAUGAAGAUCCUACGGCUGGAUGGAAACAAAAUGGCACAGCACCAGCUCCCCCCUGACUGGGUUCACUGCCUCCGAGUGCUUCAGAGAAUUUUCAUCUGACUCGGAGAAUUAGCUAGUACACCGUGUACCCCUCUGACCCGAACAGGUGCUCCAGAGAAAAAACACGACUAAACCUCUGCCUGUUGAUGUCCAGCUAAUCGUGUCUGUUCUUCACAUUAAAGCUUGAAAUCAGACAGA
Poecilia reticulata (guppy) is the source of this 1460-nucleotide messenger RNA. RefSeq names its product lumican. Gene Ontology annotation, molecular function: protein binding. The record is from RefSeq and is a predicted model, not a curated record. Lineage: Eukaryota; Metazoa; Chordata; Actinopteri; Cyprinodontiformes; Poeciliidae.